CCGCAUUCGCUACACUGGCUUUGCCCGCCGACGGAACCAAAACCCCAAGAGUUUAAUCACCUAACCUCACAGAAACCCCCGAAAAUCCACGAUGGCCCAGACGAUUCAGAUGACCAACGAGCAGCUCCGCGAGCUGAUCGAAGCGGUUAGGAUUUCCGCGGUGAGUGCCGCCGGAAAUGCAGCGGCAGCCGGAGGAGCAGAUGCCCAGGGCGCCAAGGCCAAGGGCAGUUUCUCGGCGUGCACACACAACUUCGGCGGAACCCGGGAUCAUGACGUGGUCGAGGAGUUCAUCACCAACAUCGUGACGUACAAGGAGCUGGAGAACAUCAGCGACGAGAACGCCCUCAAGGGCAUCUCGCUGCUGUUCUACGGACUGGCGAGCACCUGGUGGCAGGGCGUCCGCAAGGAGGCCACCACCUGGAACGACGCCAUCGCCCUGAUCCGCGAACACUUCUCGCCCACGAAGCCCGCCUACCAGGUCUACAUGGAGUUCUUCCAGAACAAGCAGGAGGACCACGACCACAUCGACACCUUUGUGGUCCACAAGCGAGCGCUGCUGGCCCAGCUGCCCAGCGAUCGCCAUGACGAGGAGACGGAGCUGGAUCUGCUCUACGGCCUGCUGAACAUCAAGUACCGCAAGCACAUCUCGCGCCAGACGAUCCAGUCCUUCAAGGACCUCCUCGAGCAGGGCCGCAUCAUCGAGCACAACAACCAGGAGGACGAGGAGCUGGCCGCCACUUCGAAGAAUACCCGUGGCUCCAAGCGCACCACCCGCUGCACCUACUGCAGCUUCAGGGGCCACACCUUCGAGCACUGCCGCAAGCGUCAGAAGGAUCGGCAGGAGGAGAAUCACGACGAUUAGGUGGCCACAAGCAACCCGAGGCAGCCAUCGCCACAUGA
Messenger RNA from Drosophila takahashii, 900 nucleotides. RefSeq names its product Activity-regulated cytoskeleton associated protein 1 (gene Arc1). The record is from RefSeq and is a predicted model, not a curated record. Lineage: Eukaryota; Metazoa; Arthropoda; Insecta; Diptera; Drosophilidae.